AAUGGCGCAGACCAGCUCGCACGUGCAAUUAGACGAAUCCGUCGAAUAUUGGUUAUUUCCCAAUAUAUCCGAAGGUGAGGACGAGCUGGAAAAGUUGGAAGCAUUCCGAACGAGAUGUUUCACCUUUAUUCACGAUCAAAGCCGAAAUUAUAUUUGGCACGAAGACUCAAUCAACUUGAAUAUAAUUCCCAAUCGGACUGCUGCUGGUGACAGCCCUCCCCAUCUGUAUGGCAAGACUCGAUUUGGAUGCAACGUGGAGGACGAAUGGUUCAUCGUCCACCUUCUUCGCAGCUUCUCCGUGACCGAAAACGACGUCGUCAUUAGAAUUGUUGAUUCAGAUGGUGAAUUCUUGCUGGUUGAAGCUGCCGAUAGUCUUCCGCGUUGGGCCAACCCAGAAACUUGCAUCAACAGGGUUUUUAUCCAUGGUGGUCAAGUUCAUAUAAUCAGUAUAGCUGAUCGUCCCUCUAGUAUCACUCCUUUACCGUCAGGCCAGCCUUCUCUGAUGGACGCUGUUCACAUUGUUCGUUCCAUGCCGCACUUGACCAUAGCACCCGCUCCCAUUCAAGAGCCAAUCCACCAGCGCAUUGACAAGUGCGUAUCUCAAAUCGAUUCCAGUCUUCACCGUUGCAAUGUAUUCGUGCCUGCUGGUGUUGCCGCUUUGCUGCAAUCCUAUCCGACUCUUGUAGCACCAGCUAUUCAUGCAUUCUGUCAGCGCGAUGCCUCUCAACUGCAGGUUAUCCGCGCCAUGCGUUUCUUUCCCCCAGAAACUCGAGUAUGGACGUCAGUGACAUUCACAAAAUGUCUUUAUGCUAUGCUUGUUCACCGAAACUACCAGCCAGAUCACAGGACUGGCUGGUCUUUACCACCGAUUGGCGAUUCCAAACGAACGGGUUCAGACCUUGGCAUGAAACUUGCUAUUGGAUUUGAAUUGUUGGCAAACGAGGAAUCCUUACACCAAAAAGACGACGAUUAUUCUUUGGACAUGGAUUCACGUUGGAAUCGAUUCCUAAACACACUGAAAGAAAAAGGAUUUUUCCAGGAUUUCCUCGAUGGUUCUAAACCACAUAAUGAGCUUAUGGAAAAAGCUCGAGAAUUUUACAUCAAUAGUGUGGGAGUAGAAGGACCGGCAAAGAAACCUGUCAUUUUAAGACUGAUGCAAUCUGUUUGUGCCGAUGUCGACAAAUUCAAGAAAGUAGAAUCCCAUUUACCUGCGGAUGACGAUGACUCCUGGCUAUCUGUUGAUCCUGCCACCCUUGAUCAGAUUCUGGGCGACAAAUUUGGUUUGUUGGGAGUCGAUGAUGAUGAGGCCAAGGCCGAUAUCUUGCCUAAACUUGAAACCUUCCUCAAUCGGACGUCAGACUAUGAAGGUCUUACGCCGGCCAACGGCAGGAAGAAAUCCAGAAAGCUUUCUCACCUAGCUCCGCCUUCAAGAAAGACGUCAACGCUCUCAAACGCCUCUGACGCUUCCCAACUUUCUACCAACAUUGGUUUCGAUCCAGAUAGUUUUGCAUCCGCAAUGCAAGGAAUUCUUGAUUUCGCUCUGCCAGAAGACAAUUGGGAUUUGGAAUCAAAUUCUUCUUGUUUGAGCAGCUACAGUGAAGAGGAAGAAGGCGACGAGUUGGUAGACAAGGAGAUGAACAAAUACAUGCAAACAAUGGAUCAAGAAUUGUUAACCACGGAUGUUCAUCGUACUUCCGUAGACAACCCUACUCGCAAGGAAUCCGUCAUGAGCGAAGGUUGUGAGAGUUUCAGCGAUGUGGAAAACUUUCAACCCGUAAAAAUUGAUUCUGCUGCUCUUGAAUCCCUUCUUGCUUCCUACACAAUGCAGCGUGGUGGUCCUGGUCCUGCAUCUAUUUUGUUGAAUCAAUUGAAUCUUUCUCGGAGCCAGGUAUCAGCCAGUAAAAAACAAACCGACUGAAGAUUGUGACCUUACGUUUGUUUUUCUCCUCCCCUCUUUUUCUCUUCACUCUUUCCCUAUGUAAUUAUUAUCGAUGUCUUUUCAUCCGCCCUAUUUCCUCUUACCCAUGCGAUUGGGUGAUUUGAGGUUUAAUUUAUUAUUAUGAUUCGUCUUUUGAUAAAAACUUCCGGUUUUUUUUUCUUUAAAAAAUUCGGUCCCUCACCUUUUCGAAUCUGACACAUUUCUCAAAAGCCAGUCGCUGCUAUCCCUCUGUGAUACACAACGCUCGGUGGAGGUGGUUUGUAUAACGGGACUUUUUUUUUUUUUUUCCAUUUCCAGCUCCAUUCCUAAUACAUUUCGGAUUUAUGUAUUCGCCUUCUUUGCGUUCUUCCAUGUCUUUUGGCGUUAUAGCUGCCAUUUGAAAGAUACACGAGGAUUCACACUGA
This is a messenger RNA of Daphnia pulicaria, 2343 nucleotides long. It is a transcript of the gene ecd, whose product is annotated as protein ecdysoneless-like. Gene Ontology annotation, cellular component: nucleus. The coding region runs from base 2 to 1918 and encodes 638 amino acids. The transcript is spliced from 12 exons. NCBI's taxonomy places the organism in Eukaryota, Metazoa, Arthropoda, Branchiopoda, Diplostraca, Daphniidae. The record is from RefSeq and is a predicted model, not a curated record.